CCCUUCUUAUUUAAUCUCUUCCCAUUCGUCUCCUCGACUACCAUUUCCUUAUGCCCUUUUUCUUUCCCAUUUCCUUCGUUGGGAUCUGAUCUUCCUCUUCCCCUUCCGACAACUUGUGGGUAGCUUCCUUAUUCUACAAAGAGAUAGGGGUUGGAGGUGUUUCUCAGUUCAAUUCCCAAGGCUUAUAACUUUUUCAUUACACCCACUACUUUCUUGCUUUUCUGUCUUUGGGUGCGUUCUUUUGUCUGGUUCAUAUAUUGUAGCCUUGUAAAAGUUACAAAAAAGUUCUCGUAAAGUUAAUUUCUUAGCUUUAACAACCACACGAUGCUGGUCUUCCGUCAGAUCUCUGAGGAUUAGCCAGUUUUGAGUUGGUUUAGGGUAUUGGGGGGGUGCUGUACACACAAUAUUAGCAAGCUUGUGUCAUCGUUUGAUCGAUCUUGGAACAACAUGAAUAGCUUUUCACACGUUCCCCCAGGAUUUAGGUUCCAUCCUACAGAUGAAGAACUCGUUGAUUACUACCUUAGAAAAAAGGUUGCUUCGAAGAUAGAUUUUGAUGUCAUCAAAGAUGUUGAUCUUUAUAAUAUCGAACCAUGGGACCUGCAAGGUAUAGUAGUAUUUCCCAUUUUCACACAUCAUAUAAAAGAACAACAAUCUGAGGCAGCUAAUUCAUAUUGGUUGGUCUGGAUGUAUAUAGAAUUGUGCAGAAUAGGAACUGAAGACCAGAAUGAAUGGUACUUCUUUAGCCACAAGGAUAAAAAGUAUCCAACAGGCACUCGCACUAAUAGAGCAACAAAAUUAGGGUUCUGGAAAGCUACUGGAAGAGACAAACCUAUUUACUCCAGGCAGAGCCUUAUUGGCAUGAGGAAAACCCUAGUUUUUUACAAAGGAAGAGCACCCAAUGGACAAAAAUCCGAUUGGAUCAUGCAUGAGUAUCGACUAGAAACAAAUGAAAAUGGAACUCCUCAGGAAGAAGGGUGGGUGAUUUGUAGGGUGUUCAAGAAGCGAAUGACAACGGUGCGAAAAAUGGGUGAAUACGAAUCUUCAUGUUGGUACGAUGGCCAGGUCUCAUUCAUGCAGGAACUCGACUCCCCAAGGCGAAUUCCUCAGCCUUAUGCAUCAUACUAUCACCGUUAUCCCUGCAAGCCUGAGCUUAAGUUGCAAUAUAAUUCGCCUCAUGACCCUACCUUUCAGCUCCCUCAGCUGGAAAAUCCCAAUGUUCAACAAUAUUCUGCUGCAAGUUUAAGCUGCAACUCAGUUCUUCCUGACGGUAACUACGAUGGGAAAACUGGAAGCACUUUGCAGUCCUCAACCCUCACACAAGAAGAGCACAUGCACCCAACGCAUCAGCAAAAUCUCAAGUCUUUCUAUGACAGCACUACUGAACAAGCAGUGGAUCAAGUGACAGAUUGGCGAGUUCUUGACAAGUUUGUUGCCUCUCAGCUCAGCCAUGAGGAAGCUUCAAAGGAAAGCAACUACUGCAAUGCAGACACCAGCUUUUAUGUGGCUGCACAAAUGAAUUUAGCGUCCAAUGAAUCCAAAAGGCCAGAAAUUGCUCAUCAGGAAUAUGCCUCCACAUCCACUUCGAGUUGUCAAAUUGAUCUGUGGAAGUGAAACCAUAUUCCAGCAAUUAGAGCAUAUAUACUAAUUAAUUAUAGGUAGCAAACUUAUAAGAAAAGAAGUCUUUAAUCCAGGUUGCUGUACAUAAUAAAACUAUAAUGGUAUUUCAUUAGCUAUGGGACUGCUGGUGCCUUUAAUAUGUAUUGAUUUAUACUAGGCAUAUGCAGAUAUUAUUAGAUUGAACAUCAUGCAAGUUCAAUAAACUAGUACUUUUAGAUGAUGGACUUUGGUCGAGCGCCCUUUUGGGAUUGACUAGACCUAAUAUCGAAUGUAUUACGCAGCUUUAAUAUAUAAAUAUAUGAAGGGUUUCUUACUGUA
Molecule: messenger RNA, 1935 nt
Organism: Gossypium raimondii (Peruvian cotton)
Lineage: Eukaryota; Viridiplantae; Streptophyta; Magnoliopsida; Malvales; Malvaceae
Product: NAC domain-containing protein 7
Exons: 3
Coding region: 448-1611 (387 amino acids)
Biological process (GO): regulation of DNA-templated transcription
Molecular function (GO): DNA binding
Source: RefSeq, a predicted model, not a curated record